UCAAUUCACUUCCUUUUCACCAGGGAAUUCAUUUACAGAUCAACAUUAGCAAUAGACAUAAUCUAUUUACCAGAGCUAUGCGAUCCCAAAUUAUGCUGUGUUUCAAAUUGUUGGCCUUAUGUUUAGCAAUUUCAUUAAAAUCCACAGAUAAGGUCUUCGCAGGAAACAAUGGAACUUUCACGACAAAGGGUAUCCAAACACUAGAUAAAGUAUCAACUACUAUUUCUCUGGGGAAGUCAUAUAUGUCUCCCUCAUCUUCAGAAAGAGCAGACAGUGUUACAUCUUUUCCAGAAACAACACCAACUACAACCAAAGAACACUCUUCUUCUGGGAUAAUUCCAGAGACAACACUAACUACAACCAAAGAACACUCUUCUUCUGGGAUAAUGUUUGGUGACAUAUCAUCUAUCGCAUCCUGGUCUGCACUUGGUGGAAGCGUGGUUGUCUUCUUCGUGGCUGUUGUACUGAUUGUCUUCUUCAGGUACUCCGGAGAAAAUCCCCCACCGGUGAAUAGAUACGAUAUUGCCAACACCAAAACGGAUGAGAAUGUCCCUUCAGAAGUGACCAUGGAUCAUCAAGGGAGAAAGGAUGACCAAGCUCUCACUGACGAUACAAACUUGCCUGCGGGAAACCUCUAUGCUAGAAUUGUUACAGCUCACCCAGUUGAAGGAAAUGCCUGCACUAUCGAAAAUGGCACAUCAGAUAAAGCUAACGAACCACCCGAAACACUAAGCGAUACUCAAGACACUCCGAUUACUGAAGAUAAUGAGACUGCCGGUAGAUAUAAGAAUAAAGAUGGACUUGUGUAUGUAGAUGUUGAAUUUGGAAACAAUGGUUCAACUCUGAUACCAUGUACGUCUACAAACUCAGAUAACGCCUCUUAAGAUAGUUGAGGUUAAUACUUUAGUAUAUGUAAUUGUAAAGAUUCGUGUCUUCAACUUUACUUAAGGUUGAUCGAUCCUCAUGUGAUGUCAUAGGUUUUUGCAAAAAUCUUUAUUGAAUUAAACUUUGCGCAUGAUAGAAAUAUAUCUUUCAGAGGAAUUUUAAUCACUGCAUAAAAUAAAACAAAAUGGUAAUCAAUUGAUACUGGAAAAGUUUAUAUUUUACAUAGAUAAUCAAUUCUUCAUAAUUCAAAAUAUGUUCUCAAGGGCAAUAACUCCUAUGCUGGUAUUCCUUCUACUGCAUGUCUAUUAUACAUGAUAUCCCUAGUAUCCACAAUUAAUUUAUACAUAUUUAUGAAUCAACAGUUUGUUUUUUUUGAUUUUUUUACUGUUGACAUUUAAAAUUUGUGACAUUUCAAGAAGUUUUUAUCUAUCUUAAUUUUUCUGUAUGACGAAAAUGUCUGAUUUUCUUAUUUUAACAUAUACUUCCGUUUUUUGUAUAUCUGACAUCUUUAAAAAUGAGACAACAUACAUAUUUUCUUUGUUUAUUGAUUAAAUCUAACUAUAUUGAAUGGAAAUGAAUACAGUUUUUGCACUUUUAACCAUUAAUAUUGAUACGUCACAUGAGGGUCGAUCAACCUUAAACACGUUUAUGCAGAUUUGCAGCUUGUGCACAAACAGAAAUGCAAUUGUAUAUACUUGAUAUCAUAUUGAAGUACAAAGUGAGGGCCUACAUAGGCUCUGCCUGUUGCCCAAUCCUGUUGAGUUUCUUAAUAAAAUAAGUUUAAAUUAAAGAAGUACAAAGUGCAAAGACUAAGUUAAGACGCGAUCGUCAAAAUUACUACAACUACAUGGUUUAUCCAAACUUUUAGCUUGUAAAAACUAUAUCAUGUAUUCGAGUUCUGUCAAUUGUCACUUACCGAGGACUUCCAUUUCAACAAGGACUCUAAAGAGAUUUUAUCAUCUCUCAAGUGGAUGUGAAUAUUACACGCUUUCAUGUCGGUUUCUCUUAAUGAUGCAUGUACAUUCAAAUGAAAACUAUUGGUAACUAUAUGCUAAACAUGAAACCAUUCUUAUUGCAUUUAACGAGUUGCUAUAUGUUUUAAGCUAUUAACAGAACUAGAUAAAGUACUUCACAUAGCCUUUCAAAUCAUUAUGUAACGCAUGCGGCUUUCCUCAUUUAGAAUGGCAGAUCCAAUACCCAUUUGAUUAUCUGUAAAGCGGAACAUAAUGCCUUUUCGUCUAAAAUCAUUAUGAUUUAGAAUCAAAAUGAAUAGACCAUUGUAUUACUUCAGUUCUUUUCCAAUUUUAGAAAUAUUAAACUCGGUGACUUCGCUAUGUGAAACACGUCUAAUAUGGGCAGUGAAUGUUAUUACGCCAAGUGCCCAGCAUUAGUAGUAAAAAUCACGAGUCAUUUAGAUAUGACCUUGAAAGACGGAAGUUCCGUGUCACGAAAGGACUUUGCACGAUACGUUUGGUCAAAAGAGGUAUAGCGCACUUGGUAUGCAAUUUCGCCUACAUAAAUACCUUUUUCUUGAAUAUCAUUUUUUACAAAUAUUCUGCUAUACAAUGUCAGUUUAUGCUUGUGUUUACCCAAAUUACUUAAUAAAGAUAUCGAUAUGUUGAUAGUAUACUUAUUUGACAAGCAUAAACAUCACCGUGAUUAUAUAGAGUAUAUAGUAGAUGUAACGUAAUGGGCAUAAAAAAAAUGCAAACUGUUGCAAAAGGCCACCUUAAACCAGAAAUAAAACACUGAAGUUGUUUUACCUGCUUAUGACUGUAUAUAAGUCCGUUUGAGGAAAUUUGGUUUAAGGUGCUCCUCUUGUUGAAAAUGGAAAAAAUAUGAAAAAAUCGUUCUCAAAAUUUACCUUGAGAUUUAGCAGCCUGUCAAAAGUUGUUUUUUUUUUUCUUUUGCUUUUCAUUUUUUGGGGUCGUUUUUUUUUUGGGGGGGGGGGGUAAAUGUGAUACAUAUAUUAUAGUAAAUAUUAGUAAUUUUCAUCAUAACUUCUAAUAUUUGCAAGUUACGACUUAAAGAAAGGGAAUUUAUUCCGAGAUCAUUGUAGUCCCGCUUGUUUACACUAACAUGUUCCUGUGUGCACAAGAAUUUCAAACCGUAAUGUGGCUGACGAGAAGCUAAACAAAUACUACAAGAAAAAGGACACAAAUGCACAGCAUGUAAUAAGUAAAAAUUAGUCAAGGGAGGAAAAGAACUGUUAUACAGUUUGACUUCUCAAAAAUAAAUAAAUAAAUAAAUAAAAACUCCUGUAGCAACUGUCAUGAUAUUUAGGCAAAGAUAAACACUCGAAUUAUCAACCAAAGGCACAUGAACUGAUGACAUCUAUUAAAGGCGCUGCAGUAAUGUCAGAACAGUGAGUUAAGUAAUGUCAUUGUUGUGUGAUAUGAAUGCACAGGUCUAUGAAAAUAUUGUACUGUUCAUCAUUCCAAAUAGGGAAAUGGUUUAUUAAGAAAAGAACGACUCAUAUAAAUGUCAGUAAUGCUAAACUGCGGCAGUUAUUUAUCUUGGUUAACAAAACAUCAAAAACGUUGGCCUUAUAUUUAAAUAUAACACGCCAGUCUAUUAUUGGAAACCGGUGUUUUCAAUUUAGAUUUCUGAGUCGGCCGUAUCGUCAGCAAAUGCGCUAUACCUCUUUGUGGCGCUUCUCCACAGUCGAGUAAACAAAGUAUUAAAUAAAAAGCUAAUACAACAGACAGAAUACGUGUAUUUCAAGUAAAUUGUCAAUGUAGAUGAAAUAAUGACAUGUUUUUUGGGGUUUUUUUUCCAUUUCGGGAUCUCAAAUUAUCUAGUUUAUCUUAAAUGUUUGUGGUAAAGCAAUAAAACUAUGUAUUAUGAAUCGAUAAUGGCUGUCACCGUUCGGUUCUAGACAGUUUAGAACUCAUGUCCUCUACAUAGAACUCCUUGUAGGAGUUAUGAGAUUGAUUACUGUUCUUUGUCGUCGCCUUCUUGGAUAAAUUCAUUGAAUAUAGAAUCUUUUUUUUUUGUAAAUAAUGACGAUAUUUCCUGUUACUGUAUACAAAUAACUGCAACACACAAAAUGGAGAAACAUUUGCAUUUCGUCAAUUUUUCUUCAUUGUUUCAAUUUUUGGUUUUGUGUUUUACAUGCUUCCAUGAAAGUAAGUCUAAGAUUGUUAAGAAAAAUAAGAUUUCGUUACUCCAUAUUUCUCAGAUAUAUUCCGGUUGAUGUCCACUAUUGCACCGCGGUAAAGUAGCUUGAAUGCAUUGCCUUCACCUUCGACUGUAAACUGUCCAUUUCCAAGUUCCGUUAUGAAAGAUUGCAAGGCUUUCCGGUUUUCAUCUGCAAAAUCAUUGUAGGCAUACAAAUAACAUAGUUCUAUUACUGAGCUAAAUAUUCCUUGGUCUCGUUCAUGGAGGUUUUUAAUUUCUAUUUCAUUUUCAAUUUUUGUGAGAGCAUGUUUGUCCAACUUUUGGAAUAGGUAUUCAUUUGUUACUUUGGAAAUUUCUCUCAUAAGUAUCUGGUACUCGUUCUUUUCUGAUGCAAAUGGGGGACAAAAUUUAGAUAUGAUGUUAUGUGGCACAAAGUAACUGGAUAGACACUUCUUGUUUAGACAUUCUUUCAGUAUGAACCAAACUUCAACGAAGCGAUGAGAAAGGUUAUCUGGUGACCAACAAGAAUCUUCAUGAUACCAAGUAAUCAAGUAAUACAUGAUUGUUUUCAGCCAAUAGGAUGGCAACGCAGGAUCCAAUCUAAAUAAAGAUUCGUUAUAACACUUUGGUAGAAAUCUCAAAUUAAAAUAUUUAAGAUAACGCAGCACUUUUUUUCUGCCAUCAUUAUGAGUAAAUCUUGCCCAUAUCUCUUUUUCCAGAAGUGCUCUAGUCCAUCUUGCUUUUCCAUCAGAUUUCAACAAUAUAUAUAUAUUUUGUAAACUUUGCUCAGUUUUUGAUGAUCCUUUGUCAUGGAUACCCGGUCGGCUUUUAUCAAAAAUGUCUUGGUUGAAAUCUAUGUUUGUUUUAAAUUCAGAAGGUUUUACACAAAUACAGACAUCUAUAUCAACUAUCAAAUGUUGAAAUUUCUCUCCUUUCCAAAGCAUUUUCUGUGUCUGUGCUAAAGUCGUGAAAGGGGGCACAGUAUCCAGCCAUGUCCAGCCUGGUAAGACGUUGUCUUCCAUUGUGUUUGCCAGUUCUAUUUGAAUUACAUUCCACACACGUCUCAUAAAUGAUUUGUCAUCACCCCCUUGUAUUUCUUCUUCUGAAAGAUCUUCAAAAUCUCGAAACAGAUCCCGUCUCGUUACACGAACAUCUCUGUUCUCGUGGUCUUGAUAAAAUGUUCCCUCUCUAAAGAACUCCAGAGCAUCAUUCAAACUUGGGAGAUCUAUCAUAAAAUCAAAUUCAUCCGGAGGGCCUAACUUAGUACCCUCUUUGACGCUGCCCAUUUCCAUUACGGAGAAUGUUCUGAAAAUUAAGUGCUUUUUAGACAAUUCGCCGCAAGCUGUUUCCAAAAUUGUUCUCACAUCCUGUCGAAUUUUCUCAUUUUCGAAAGAAAAUUCGGUACAGAACGCAUCAUCUGCUUUUUCAAAUACAUAGUGUACAAAAUCAAGAUCAACAUUUUGUCUUUCAACAUCCAAAAUAUCUCCAAGAAUAUUAUUUCUGUGACACUCAGAUCUUUCAUGGGGAUCAUACGUUUUAUCCAAUUCACUCAAGAAGGCAUCAGGGUUGAUAUGUGGAUAUACUUGAGAACUAUUCCAAGGAGAAAACGGCCAUUUUGGUCUUGAGAGUGUUGGGUCUGUCAUAAGAUUCGUUAUAGUGAAAGUUGGAUUCAGUUUUCUGGCGAACUGUCGAAUAUCUUCUCUUUUCUUCUCAACAAAUUCAUUAGAAUGCACGGCUAAUAUAGGAUCGAGUAUGUCAGAUCUAAUGGCAAAUGGUUGGACAGGUAAUAUCUUUGGUAUUAAAAAAUCACUGUUAAGAUUCGCCUCAGUGGUUUUGUAACUGUUGUGAUACUCUGGUAGACGACUUAAUGACCUAUCACUACUGCCUUUAUUUCUCGAAUGUUCAUCAAGUAAAGAUAUGUAAUCUUCUGAAACCUUUGCUUCAGAAACUUCUGUUUUUCUUUCGCAAACAGUAAUUUGUGCGCCAACAUUGUCUUCCGACUCCCUCGCAUACAGUAGCGUUUCUUUGGCGUUUUCAGUCUACAAACAUUAGUGUUUAUUCAAUCAUAAAGAUGGAAUAAAUCAAGUUUCAGUAAUCUGUAAUGUUAUGAUUAUGUAUAUUGAGGGUUUAUAAAUGACAAAUUAUUAAUUAUCAAUCUAUUUCCAUAUAUUUGUUCUCUUAAUUUUUGGUCUUGUUUGACAUCUGUAAUUGAAGUUUAAUUAUUUCAUUUGAUGUUUAGAAAGGGCAUUUUUGCACAUGUUAGCAAUUUCUAAUCCUUGACAUCUCUUUCCUGUCUCAAGAUAUCAAUGUCAUUUACUCAUACUUGUUAUCAACUUUAUGGUUAGAUCUUAGGAUUGUGUUCCUUGAAUUUGUUAUGCUUAGCUCUACCUAAUUUCAGUAUUGUAAAUUAAUGUCAUACGGCUUUUCCCUGUUCUUGCAACUUUAUUAUCCUUAAGUUAAUUGGCUGGUCAGUACGAAUGUGGGCGGAGUUGUCAAAGAUUAGAUGUGUGUGAGUUUGUAUGUGAGUCAAUCUUCGAAAUUUCUUUGUUAAAUUCAGUUUGUUUCUAAAAUGUAUUUGUGAAUUAAUAUUUUUGGACUUAUAAUAAAUUCUGAACUUUUUUUAAAACCGUUUUAUCAUUUGCAACAAUAUUACAUGGUGGAGAAUCUAAAUUAUUUUUCUUUGGAUUAUUAAUUACUUCAACAUGGAUAAUAACAGUGAAUAUUUUGGUUUUUGUUCACCCGAUCAGACUGUUCUUGAAAUGCCCAGUGAACCAAAAUCGUUUAAUUCACCUUCAGCAAUAUCCGCCAAAAUAGAACUUACGAAAUUCCACGGAUACACUAGUGAAAAUGCACGAAAAUUUCUAGAGGAAUUUGAAUCUUUCUGUACUUUACAAAAUUUAAUGGAGAACAGUAGGAUUAUAGCUGCUUUUCAUCUUCAUCUAAAAGGACCGGCACUUAUAUGGUUUAGUGCCUUGGAUAUUUCAGAUAAACUCUCUUGGUCGGUUUUGAAAGAAGUUUUUCAGGCCCAGUACAUCAGCAAGAAUAUUUUUGAUCCAGCAAUUAUUGCGGAGUCUGCCAUUUUUGACGCCUUGACCCUCCAGCCUGGAGCACCGAUAGAAGGGUUCCACAGUCAAGUCUUAGAAAAAGGAUCGAGGCUCGACAAGCCAGAAAGGGAUCUGAUAUCUAAAUUUAUCAACGGACUUCCGCAACAACUUGCAUUCUUCGUCCGAGCGGCCAAUCCAAAAAGUCUUCAAGCCGCAUUCCAGCA
This is a messenger RNA of Ostrea edulis (European flat oyster), 7273 nucleotides long. RefSeq lists its product as uncharacterized. Bases 78 to 884 code for a protein of 268 amino acids. The record is from RefSeq and is a predicted model, not a curated record. Lineage: Eukaryota; Metazoa; Mollusca; Bivalvia; Ostreida; Ostreidae. The transcript is spliced from 4 exons.